This is a messenger RNA of Phytophthora infestans T30-4, 810 nucleotides long. RefSeq lists its product as hypothetical. Lineage: Eukaryota; Oomycota; Peronosporomycetes; Peronosporales; Peronosporaceae. The record is from RefSeq and is a predicted model, not a curated record. Bases 1 to 810 code for a protein of 269 amino acids. The transcript has a single exon.
AUGGCUUUCAAGACGCUUUUCCUGUUCGCCCUUGGCGCCUCAAGCGCGCUUGGCCAGAACGACGACCUCACCAUGUCGGUGGGCACGAACGGCACUACCGUCCAGGCCGUGAGCGGCACCACCGAGUUCAUGGGCACCGAGUACAACCCGGACAAGUGCGUGUUGCAGUUUUUGAGUCUCGAGUGCGAUGACGAUGACUGCGCCGAACUCAACGGCUACGAGCUCGAGUGCGUGUCUCAGGGCAAGCAGAACGGCAAGGACAAGAAGCUGUGCCAGUGCAAGUCCGAAGACCUCACCUCUUGCCAGAACUCGGCCAACCCGAACGCCACAUCCGGCACUGUCCCCCAGUUUGGCGAAUGCAGCGAGCAGAACCAGUGCGUUGACUCGUACGGCUACAUUGCCACAUCCACCGAGGAAGGCCCCAUUUGUGCCGAGAAGCUCCACUGCGUUCAGGAGAUCAACACGACGGCAACGGAGCCCGCCUCUAUCUGCCACACGUGCAUGUCGUGCAUUGCCCAGAACGACGCCGCCGAUAAGCAGCUGGCCGGCGUGAAGCGCUUCAACUGCUCGUCCAUUUGCCCACAGGAAAUCCUCGACACUGUGGCCGAACGCAACGCCGCCGGUGUGGGUAUUGCCGACUCGUACUCGCUUACGGCUUCAUCUGCCGGCUCGGACGACUCGAACUCGACCACUUCGUCUAGUGGCAGCAGUGCCGCGGGCUCCAGUAGUGCUUCGUCGAUCCCCCAGUCGAACCUGGCUGUCAUUCUCUCGGCCGUCAUUGGUGUGGCCCUCUUGGCUGCUAUGAAUUAG